Moneuplotes crassus is the source of this 2224-nucleotide messenger RNA. NCBI's taxonomy places the organism in Eukaryota, Ciliophora, Spirotrichea, Euplotida, Euplotidae. The record is from the annotation of a GenBank genome assembly.
UAGGGUUUUGAGUAUGAAAGCAGAUCAGAGAAAGAGCUUAAAGUAUGCGAUGAGAGGGUUGGCGAAUUAGGGAUCGAUUUUUAAGGCAAUUUUUAAGAUGAAUAGUGCGAAUUUUUGGAAUUUGGAAUUUUUUUAGGCUUAAAAGGGUUUAUAUGCAUGGGGAUCUUGAAUUUUUCUAUAAAAAUUCUGAUGUUUGAAUGUAUAUAUUAACUAUGAGAAAUUAUAUUAAUUCCAAAUUAUUAAAUUUUAAUUUGAUAAUUCUGGUUUUAUCAAUUGUGACAUUUGUCACAAGUCGAAAUUAUGAAUCUUGGGAAGGCUCGCAAAAUAUUGAUAGAGACUCUUUUGCUAAUGUAGACGAGGUGAUCACAACACAUUUUGAACUUAAGUUGGAGAUUGACUUUGAUCACAGAGUGCUCAGAGGUCUACAACAACUUCAGAUGACCAAACUAGCUCCCAGAGUAGAUCAGGUCUAUCUUGACAUCAGAGAUCUUAAAGUUUAUGAGGUUUAUGGUGAUCAUGGAGAGCCCCUCAAUUAUGCAAUUGACAAUCCGAAUCCAAUGCUUGGUCAGCGCCUUGCUAUUUCUCUAUCUAGGGAGCAGGCAUCUAGCAAGGACUUUGCAAUUUAUGUUCAGUAUGAAACUGCUACUAAUGCUUCAGCUUUAAGUUGGCUUGCACCUCAGCAGACUUCUGGCAAAACUUUGCCUUAUUUAUUUACACAGUGCCAGACUAUCCAUGCCAGGUCGAUGGCUCCCCUGCAGGACACUCCUAGUGUAAAGUCAACCUUCGUUGUAGAGACUCUCACAGAGCCUGCCAUUCAGACUCGAGUGACUGGCAAUAUGACGCACAACCAACUGCAAAACUCAAGUGGAGUUGAACUUAGAUUUACUCGCCACCAGAUAGAUAUUCCAAUACAAUCUUACCUGCUGGCCAUUGCUUCUGGAAACCUUGCUGAACGCAAAAUAGGCGAUAGGACCACCGUAAUCUCAGAACCUGAAGAUCUAGACAAAGUAGCCAACGAGUUUGUGCAACUGGAGCAAUUCCUAGAUGUGGCUGAAAACCUGACUAUUCCUUAUGAAUGGGGAGAGUACAAGCUACUGAUACUCCCACCAUCAUUCCCACUGGGAGGUAUGGAGAACCCCCUUCUCACAUUCGCAUCCCCUGCUAUCGUUCCUGGAGAUAGAUCCUCAGUAGAUGUGGCUAUACAUGAAUUAGCUCACUCAUGGUUCGGAAACUUGGUCACAAAUAACAAUUGGACUAACUUCUGGCUAAAUGAAGGUUUUACUGUAUUUUUGGAAAGGAAGGUGGUCAAAAAGAUAUUCGGAGAAGAUUUCUACAAAGUUACUGCUAAACUAGAGAACCAGACCAUGUACUUUGACAUGCUAGACUUUGGAUUAGACAAUGAUAUGACAAGCUUAUCUCCAAGUUAUGACGGAAUCCAUCCUGACGAAUGUUUCAGUGACAUCCCAUACGAAAAAGGAUUCCAGUUUUUAACUUUCAUCGAAAGUGUAAUUGGAGAAGAGACAAUGUUGGAUAUGCUGAGAGCCUAUCUUAGAGAGUUCCAAAAAACUAGUAUCGGAGUGGAUGAUUUUGAAAGCUACUUUUCUUCUUAUUUAGAACAAAGAUUUGGUUCUGAUGAUGCCCGAAGAAUAUUGGAUACUAUUGAUUUCAACACAUGGGUUCACGGAACCGGAUUACCUCCUGUUGCUGCAGAUUUUGAAACAAAAGAAUAUAAUGAAGCUAUUGAGCUAGCCCAAAACUUUAUAGAUACCACUCCAGAUGCUGAAAAAGCUGCAGCUCUUUACAAGAGCUUCUCGGUAAAUCUAAAAGGGCUUUUUAUCAGUCACCUUAUUGAUAACUUGGAGAGUCUUAAUCAGCAAAAGACCCAGUACAUAGACGAUGUUCUUAGCGUUUCUUCUGAAAUAAAUGGAGAGAUAAUCUACAGAUGGCUUCAGGUUUCUAUCAGAUCAGGUCAGUUGCAAGCUCCAUUCACUCUUGCUGACGAAUUCCUAGGAUCUAUCGGAAGAAUGAAGUUUGUCGUGCCAGUCUAUGCUGCUAUCAAUGCCAUAAAUCCCUCAAAGGCUAGAGAAAUAUAUGCUAAAUAUGAAGACUUCUACCAUAGUAUGGCUAGAGAUGCCAUCACAGCUGUUCUAAAAUCUGAGGAUGUCUUAAUUUCGUCAUAAUAGCCCAUGAAAACUAGCCUUAUGAUCCGAGUUAAGAUUUUUCA